This is a messenger RNA of Oncorhynchus masou masou (cherry salmon), 4589 nucleotides long. RefSeq lists its product as uncharacterized. Bases 3298 to 4215 code for a protein of 305 amino acids. The record is from RefSeq and is a predicted model, not a curated record. The transcript is spliced from 5 exons. Lineage: Eukaryota; Metazoa; Chordata; Actinopteri; Salmoniformes; Salmonidae.
CAGCAAUCUUAAGGGGCAUUGCACUUGUCUCGGUCUGACAGCACUGGCCAGGCGCGACCACUGGAGCGGAACUACAGCUGUUGUUUACCAAGCAUGUGACAAACAUGGGAAGGGACAGCGCAAACAGGCCCGUAAACUCAUACAGAUAGGAGUUUAGUGGAAGAUCGGAAGAUCACAUGACAAACACUACACAAGGUAUUAGAAAUGUGAAGUGUAUGUUUGGAUGAGGAAGUGAGAAAUAAAGUGUUUGUUCAGACCCUAUCCAUCUUGCAUUGAGACUCUGUCUAGUUGUAGUUUACCACCCCAGGUGUUGUUGAAGUAUGACGUGAACUCGACUGUAGCUGGAAGGUAUUUUGUAAUAAUACAGCUUUGAAUGUUGACUCGUAAAUCAAAGUAGCACUUAUUAUUACGUUGACAACUAACCAAGGUUUUCGCAACACCAAUCGAUUCCCUUUAUCUUGAGGAGGAUAGCAGUCUCCUUGCUACAACAUCCCAACUUGUAAGGCCAGUGACGAAUAACAUAUUUUGAACUUAAUUCCAUAUUGAUGUUUAUAUCUAUCAAUCAAAUCUAAAAAAGGUCUUUUAAUAUACAUCAGCAGUCACAAAGUGCUUUACAGAUACCCAGCCUAAAACCCCAAAUACUGUUGCCCACAGUGUUUUAUCCCUAAUGUGAAUCAUUGUAGAGGUAUCAAAGACACACGACUGGAAAAGACUACCUUUUAACAGUAUUAUCACAAAAGUAUAUAUGAGUCAUCUCUACUGUCUGCCAUAUAAUGGUAGUAUGUUGUCUUAAUGUACGCCCCAAACAUUUCCUUGGAAUGUUUGUUUUUUGAAGGGGGUGGGGGAUAUACUGGUUAGGACAGGUUGGCCAUGAAAGUGGUUUAUAAUCCUCUGCUGUAUCAUUACAGGAUAUUAUAUAUGAUUAUUAUGGUGAGAAUGUUUCUUGUCAGGUUCUCCCCACUGUUUCAGUGCAUAUCUAAGAUUCCUACCCCACCCCACUCACACCUGUUUUAAGCACCUCUCUGAGACGCCUCCGCCUCCUUAAAGUGCGUCUCUUGCCUGUUCAGGGGGCCUCUGCCACGACUACAACCCAGAUGAAGUCCCUUACUGACAUAUUGCCACCCCUCAGUCCCGCUUUUCCAUUGAUGUAAAAAUAUUUUUUUUUAAGAAUAAUUUCUAUAGGUUUACAAAUAGGCCUAAAACUAAUUGUAUGUGUUUUAGAUAGUAGUGACUGUGUUAUCAAAGUAAAGAAGUAAACAAGGAGGCCCCUUGCCACAGCGCCUGUCUGGUUUAUGAAGGGUAGUGAUUCACUGCUUUCUCAAUUCCCGGUGGAGAACAUGAUGACAAGGUACCUGUAUUUUCCUUAAAGAUCACAGCGGUACAAUGUUUUUCUGUGAUAUUUGUCUCCCUCAGGGAGAUCGUAAAGUAGCGCAAUGUAAUCUGACGGCAAUUUGACAGAGGCUUGCUGUGUGUGUGUGUGUGUGUGUGUAUCCUUCUAUGCUCAUUUCUCUCAUGUAGACUCCUUUCUACCAAUGCCCCAGGGCAGUGAUUGGGGACAUUGCCCUGUGUUGGGUGCUGUCUUUCGGAUGGGAGGUUAAACGGAUGUCCUGACUCUCUGUGGUCACUAAAGAGCCCAUGGUACUUAUCGUAAGGGUGUUAACCCCGGUGUUCUGGCUAAAUUCCCCAAAGCAAGGGUAAAAAAAGGAAACGUAACCCAGAGCCAUAAAAUUUGAAUGUCUGACAGUGAAAACUGUUACUGAUGACAUAUAUGGGUGCUAUGUGGUUAUGUUCGAUGUACUUUUAGCCUGACUUAAAUAUUUACUUGACCAUCAAAGAAACGCAGGUGUUGUCAUUUCUAGUAACAAGGUGGUAAAGAGAGGUUUUGAUAUAAUUUUUAAGCAGUAUUUACUGAAACAGAAGUCAACCGUACACCCCCAACCAAAUGUUUAAUUUGCCAAGUAACAGAAGUUAAAACGGAAAACUCCAUCCGUUUUGUGAGAAGGGGUUACUUUUGCCGUUCAACCAGGUUUCGUCAGGAAAAUAGCUGUUUUGUAUUACCCCCUUUUGAGUCCAACACACAUCUGAACAGAGCUUAAAGGCCCAGUGCAGUCAAAAACUGUUACGGUUUUCUUCUAACUCCUCCUCUGACGAAGAGGUGUAGCAAGGAUUGGACCAAAAUGCGGCGUGUUGAUUACGAUUCAUGUUUAAUGACAAACACACUAAACACAAACACUAUAAAAACAAUAAACGUAAUGAAAACCGAAACAGCCUAUACUUGUGUAAACUAACACAGAACAAGGACAUAGGACAUAAGGACAAUCACCCACGACACACUCAAAGAAUAUGGCUGCCUAAAUAUGGUUCCCAAUCAGAGACAACGAUAAACACCUGCCUCUGAUUGAGAACCACUUCAGACAGCCAUAGACUUAUCUAGAACACCCCACUAAGCUAGAAUCCCAAUACAAACACACCACAUACAAAAACCCAUGCCACAACCCUGGCCUGACCAAAUAAACGAAGACAAACACAACAUACUUCAACCAGGGUGUGACAAAAACACAAUUUUCUUGUGUGUUAUAUAUAUUUUCAUACUGAGGUUGCAAUAAUAUGUGAAAUUGUGAAAAUAAUGAUAAAUCCCUGUUGUUUGAGCUGUUUGAAAAGACUGUCUGAAAUGUCAUGGUGGAAGGGAGUUUUGGCCUUCCAUGGUGACAUCACCGUGCGGCAAAUUAGUUAAUAGGCCAAUAAGAAAGAUGGUUCCAACCCUCUCUGCUAAUAACAGCUAAUUUCCGUUUCCCCCUCCCCUCUCAGAACACUCCCUGACAGUCCUAGCAAAAUUCUUGCUUGAGAAAUUGCUUGCUAAGAAGCUGUUUUUGUUUGUUUAAAAUUAAAAUGGUCAAAAAGAAUCACAGUAAGAUACUUAAUUCUUACCCAGAAAUGAUUUGAUAUUGAGAUAAAAAUGGCUGUAUUCGACCUUUUUGAAAAACUUGGGAAAGUAUUCUGUAUUGGGAAAUGUAUGAACAAAUUUGACCUACAUGCAUGCGUCAGGUGAUGAGGUUCAUGCCAUACCAUACUGGUAGUGAUAUGACAUAAAGAGGUGGCCUACAAUGUGUUUGUGAGUUGAGAUGUUCUUCUGAGUAUUUCUAACAGGACCAUAUGCUGCAGGAGUGGGACCAUAACAUCAAGGAACCCUGCCUCCCCAUGGAGAUGUUCAACCCUCAGCGGGUGCCUGGGUGUCACCAUUGUACAGCGCGUUGGAUUUCAUUUGAAGUUUGACUUUAUUACCCUUGUGGCGCAAGGAUGAUUGUUCAGGUUCUCCUGACGGGGACACUAUGCUGCCUACUGCCAGGUUUGCUGGAUGCUACACCUCUGAAGGCUAGAACUGUAGGGGAGGUCAGCAUCGACUCUGCCCAGGCUCAUGGCUUCCUGUCUCAGUCACGCUCCAAACGGAACGUCAACCCGGACCCCAAGUGGCACCGUGGCACGCCUGAUUUCCAGUCCUACUACAAAUUCUACAACAGCAUAGGCCAUAUUGAAGGACUGUAUGAGAUUGACAAGAUCAGGAUACUGUAUCAGCAGAUGCGUCACCUAGAGCAGGUCUAUGGGCCAGACGCCUCCGGCUACCAGAAUGCCCUGGGUGUGAUAACCCCUCCACCUACCACCACAGUGCCUCCUACCACUCAGCCCCCUCCUACUACACCAGCACCACUUUCUCUAACUGAGGCUGAUGUCCUUUAUCUGUGUAACCCCAAAGAUCCCCUCUGUAAAGCUCACAUCGUUUACCUGCCUUCAGGGGCCAUCCCAGUCCUCUGUGACCCACGCUACAACCCUACCUGCAAACCCCAAACCGGCAAGGUGGUCAUAGCCGCUGCCGGACCUGCGGAGCCAGCUGUUGAAUCACCUCCCCCAUCUCCACCCCCCCCUAAGAAGUCUCUCCCACCUCCUCCCACUGUCAUUAAAGGGAUGGAGUUUGACUGCGACCCUUACUGGGACCCUGACUGCUUGAUCGAUCACCCACCUCGCUCUGUCCAGGUGACUGAGCCACCACCACCCCCUAAUUUCCCACCUGUUGUGGUGGCCCCUGUUGAGGAGGAGGAGGAGGAAGAAGAAGAAGAAAUGGCCACAGAGGAGACACUAGCACCUUCUGACCCUUAUGAUUGGGGGCGUGACCUUUUUGACCCUUACCACUAUUCCGACCCAGCACCUGACCCCCAGUAGACAGUUUUUUGUUUUGUUUAUCUAAGUACAAACAUAACACAUUAGUACUGCAAUACAACAGAAGAUCAUUUACCAAAUACAGGUUGGACUGUGAGCAAAACCAUAACAAACACAAUUGUAUACAAACACAACAAUUUCCCCACAUGUCUGACAUUUCUCAGUUUCAUCAGAGAAUAUUGUUUUGAUUUGUAGAGACAACGGACUUAUAAUAUAUUGUAUUCAACGUGUGUGUCUGUUAUCAAUUAAUAUUUAAAAAAUUAAGUGUCACGUCCCAUUUGAAAUUGUUUAUGGUAAAAGGUCGCCAUCCAGCGGUGAGAACUGAAACUAAAUUAAACGAUCUAUAUGGACAGUCUGUUUUGUAGAUUUAAAAUGUG